UAUUAAUGGGGUGCUGAAACUCUGUCCCGAAAGAGCUGUUGUGCUCUGAUACACCUUUCUUCCAAAUCAGGAUUAACUCUAAAAUAUGGAAUAAAGAGUCCCAUGGUCUGUUUGACUAUGAAAACCAAAGUUUUCAAGAGGUUACUAUUCAGCAGAGCGGUAAUUUCUUCAUUUAUGGAGCUGAUUCGAAAGUAUUCCCGAUGAUUCCAAGCUCAGACAUGGAUGAUUCUGAGUCAAGCAGGCUGCUAUCCGUUGCUUAUAAAUAAAGGAAGAUACUGGAUUUAUCAUUAUAAGGAUUUUUCUACUUGAGAAUCUUUAAAGAAGCCUUCAGACCAACCAUGGAUUUCUUUAAAGCAUCUAAACCCCAUAAGCCACAGUGCUAGGUAUGAUGCUAACUAUGGGUACAAGCUAAAGCAAGGUGACAUCAUUAAGUUUGGCAGAGUGAGGUUCAGGAUCAGCAGAAUUAGCUCUGAUUCUACUCCAAGUCAUGAAUAUAGAGGUAUUCAGACAGAGAAUAAUCACCAGAUUGUAGAGUCAAACGAGAGCAAUAUUAUCGAUGACUCCAUGUACUUCGAGAAGCAGCUGAAGCUUGAAGAGCUCAACAACAUUAAUCUUUCAGGAGUUGAAAUCGAUAGCGGUGGGUAUAACGACCUGCGUAAUGAUAAUAAAUCAGAAAGCAAACAGAGUAAGGAUGCAUGAAGAAUUUGUCUCUCUUGAGAAGAGGAUCCUGAUGACCCACUCGUAACUAUCUGUAAAUGAUCUGGAACAAUGGGCCUGAUACAUCUUGAAUGAAUAAAGGGCUGGCUCGAUAGUAAAUUACAUAAAUAAAUUUGUUCCUCAUACAUUCUCAUAUAACUGGAAGAAUCUGAGAUGAGAGUUAUGAAAAGAAAGGCUGAAAGACCUCUACUAUAUUCACGGAAAGCCAGUGCACCUGCUGAACUAUAAGAGGCCUCAGGAAGGGACUUAUAUCACUCUUGAGUCCUUUACAAACACUCCUCAUAAGACCAUUCAUGUGAUUAACUUGCAAGAAAACCUAGAUGAUUAUAAUGAAGAAAUGGAAUUCACAAUAGGCAGGGACAACAAUGUUUGUAUCCGGAUCACCGACAUAAGUGUGUCUCGGAACCAUGCUGUUCUAACCUGAAAGAAUGGAGAGUUUUUCGUUAAAGACACAGAUAGCAAAUUUGGAACACUGGUACUCCUCCAAUCACCAUUCCCGAUAGAAUACCAUGAUAAGUGGGAUUUGUCUGUCCAGAUUGGCAAAAACCUUAUCACAAUUUCACCAGAAAUGCUAGAGAAAAAUAUUUGUGGAAGGAAUAAAUUUGAAAAAAUAUAUUCCUCAAAAGUAAAAACUUACAAUGAGUAUUCCUUCCUUUACCCAAAAGUGAUGAACAAAAAAUUUGGAAUCCCAGUUCCAGAAGAAAAGCCAGAAGAAAAGUCAGUUUCAAAGCCACAGAAGGACAUCAUCCCUGAAAUUUCUUCACAUAGGAUGAAAUCCAGAAAUAAUCUUUUGAUAAAUAAUCUAACUCCAGAAAAUGACACCGAAGAGGAAAAACUUAGGGAGAAUAUUCUUGGAAGGGGGACAAAUAUGCAAAGAAACCGACCUUCGAAGGACUCUACCAUAAUUCCCACAGCUAGAGCUGGUGACACUGAGAUCAGGAUGUCAGUCGAUAGAGAACAGCCUGCUCCAGAUUCUCAAAGGAACAACGUAAGGACGACUUCAAGGCUAGAAACGCCCACUAUUUCUUCUAACCGUAAGAAUAUGGAUAAUAAUAUUCGAGAAGAAAGCACGAGAUCUAGGCAUGAGACGCUCUAGAGUGUGUUAAUUCUACAAAAAUGAAUAAGAUAGUCCUCAAGAACGGCUGGUGAGAAUCCCAGAAGGAAGAGUCUAAGUACCCAAGGCGAUUCCACAGAGCCCAGAGCACAUCAGUCGAGCAUAUCUAUAAAGGCUCAAUGAAUUCUCGAUUAAGUUUGGAAAAUAAAUUUUUCCUCCCUAAAAUUCCUGAGAGCUCUUCAAAGCUUCGCUAUGAAGAUAGUGAAGAGUGUGAUGAAGAGCAUCAGCAAAAAAGCAAUGAAGACAAGAAGGAAAAGAAUAAUGAAGAAGAUAAGGAGCAGAACCAUGAAUUUGCCCAGAAAUUGAACCUCUCAGAGAUCCCUCUUGAAGAAAGCAAGGAACGGAUUAUCACUAGAGAGAAUCUUGAAGAUAUAGUAUCCUUAUCUCCCAAGGAGUCUCUGAUGAAUGAGAUCUUACCUCCUACUGGAUCUGGGCUUCGCAGAAGCAAGACUCGGAAUUGUCUUCAUAGAGGAAUUACUCUCAAGAAGCGACUAAUAUUUACUAGUAAGAAGGAGAAAGAUGAGUGAAACGGUAAUGAGCGAUUAAACUCAGAGGCUAAUCUUCUCACAGAACGGAAGCUUGCUGAGGAUGAAGACAAAGUCUCUAAAAAUAGUGAAGACCUUGAAUUCAAGAAUGAAGAUAACGAACAGUUAUUAAAAUAAUCUUUUUCAAUUA
Moneuplotes crassus is the source of this 2506-nucleotide messenger RNA. Lineage: Eukaryota; Ciliophora; Spirotrichea; Euplotida; Euplotidae. The record is from the annotation of a GenBank genome assembly.